CGACUUGAACCCUAACUCUUGUCCACCAGUAGGGCCAGCUGCACAUUACAUAGGGUUUCUGAUUUGUGAUUGUGAGCAGUGAGAGACCUUGCGUUGCUCGUGUUUUAGGGUUUCAAUGGCUGCCAAUGCCAUGACCACCGCCUUCAAGGCAAACACAGAGUUGUCUCGUUGUGUUAAAUCUUCGCUAAGACCCUCCUCCUCCAAAGCCAACCCUAAUGAAGCCCAACUAUGCAGACUGCCAAUCGGACUUCCCUUCAACAACUUCUCCUCCGGUCUCUCUCUGACUUCGGCCGGUAAUAUUUCACAGAGCAGACGCGUAAUGUCAGUGUCGAAGAACAACGAGUCCUCCAAUGAUUUUAGUGCUAGCCGACGUGGUGAUGACAGUUGGACGUACAAGGAUGCUGGUGUAGAUAUAGAUGCUGGGAUGGCACUUGUUGAUAUAAUUAAACAGGAGGAUCCUGAAAUUGGGUCAUUUGGGGGUAUUGUCCAAGAUGAGAUUCUCGAUGAUGUAUGCCUUGUUCACGGUACAGACGGUGUUGGAACGAAACUUAAGCUUGCAUUUGAGACUGGAAAUCAUGAAACCAUUGGUAUUGAUUUGGUUGCUAUGAAUGUCAAUGAUAUUGUUACUCUUGGGGCCAAGCCAGUAUCUUUUCAAGAUUACUUUGCUACAGGCCGCCUUGAUGUUGAUAUUGCUGCAAAGGUUAUAAAAGGUAUUCGUAAUGGUUGCAAACAAUCUGGCUGUAAACUUUCGGGCGGAGAGACUGCCGAGAUGCCAGGUUUUUAUAAGGAUGGCGAGUAUGACCUGGGUGGCUCUGCUGUUGGAGUUGUGAAAAAGGGAUCUAUCAUUGAUGGGAAAAACAUUGUGGCUGGAGAUGUUCUCAUUGGCCUACCGUCUAGUGGGGUUCAUUCUAAUGGUUUCUCUCUUGUGAGAAGAGUUCUGGCUGAUAGUGGGCUUUCUCUCAAGGACCAACUACCUGGUGGAGAAGCUAUCACAUUAGGUGAAGCUUUGAUGGUCCCAACUGUGAUAUACGUUAAGCAGGUGCUCGACUUAAUAAGGAAGGGAGGAGUCAAAGGAGUAGCUCAUAUCACAGGGGGUGGUCUCACAGAAAAUAUACCCCGAGUGUUCCCGAAAGGCCUAGGAGCUGUCAUUUAUAAAGAUUCAUGGGAAGUCCCACCUGUUUUCAAAUGGAUCCAAGAAGCCGGAAGGGUUAAAGAUGCUGAGAUGAGACGAACUUUUAACAUGGGCAUUGGAAUGGUUCUUGUUGUGAGUCAGGAGGCGUCCCACGGAAUACUCGGGGAGGAUGGAAAUGGAGCUGCCUAUAAAGCUUACCGCAUUGGUGAGGUAGCAAGCGGUCUUGAAGGAGUGACUUAUAUAUAGUUAAGUAACGUCAACUGUGUGACUGUGUCUUUAGAGGUUGUAUUAAUUGAAGAGGGAUCUCAAAAGACUACUGCAUAAUUUAUUUGUUGAAGGUACUUUGAUAAUACUGGUAAGAUUUACAUUCCUCUUUAAUCA
Molecule: messenger RNA, 1513 nt
Organism: Pyrus x bretschneideri (Chinese white pear)
Lineage: Eukaryota; Viridiplantae; Streptophyta; Magnoliopsida; Rosales; Rosaceae
Product: phosphoribosylformylglycinamidine cyclo-ligase, chloroplastic/mitochondrial-like
Exons: 7
Coding region: 116-1378 (420 amino acids)
Biological process (GO): 'de novo' IMP biosynthetic process; adenine biosynthetic process
Cellular component (GO): cytosol
Molecular function (GO): phosphoribosylamine-glycine ligase activity; phosphoribosylformylglycinamidine cyclo-ligase activity
Source: RefSeq, a predicted model, not a curated record